AUGAAUACUGCCUCAACUUCAGAAAGUGGAUCAUAUUCCACAAACCACACAAGACCCUUUUUUUAUGCACAACCAACAGCGCAACAGCCUUUUCCAAAUCCAUGGUACCUCAGUCAUGCAUACAGUCCGUACUGUGUACCUGCUCCAGGCUUCCGAAGUGGAAAUCCGUAUUUUCCAUUUUAUUCUGUUGCGCUCCAUGAGUACCCUGGAUUUUUUGUUCCACAGCAUCCAAUGCAUGCAAGAAUUAACAGAAGGCCUUAUUUUAAUGCUCCCCCACCUUCCCCUAUGUUUUAUCAUGCAACAAGAUUUAGACACUAUAGUACCCCUGGGAAAAAAAUGGAGACAAAAGAAACACAGACUGAUCCUAGACAGCCUGAAAACAAGCAAAAGAAGCAUCAGGAUACCCGUACAGAAACGAAAGGCUGUGAUGCAGGAAAUAUGGCCUGUGUUUCUUCUGGUAUAGGUACAGAGACUGAAAGUACUUCAGAGAAACAAGAUUCAUCUGGAUCUUCCAUUGUGGCAGACAGAGAGUUUCAUAACAAGAGCUCUUCCAGCUCUACACAGUAUAGAAAUCUUCCUACUGGAAGCUAUGCCUUUGAGAAGGAGGAAGUGAGGAUAGAAUAUGGAAAUGGCUCUCCAGCUAUUCAACUGUGGAAGUCCUUUAAAGAAACUAUCCCUUUGUAUGAUGUGGCAAGUGGUAAACCGGUCCCAGAAAAUAUAGUACAGCGUGACUUAUUUUCUGUUAGCUCGUGUGAAGGAAUGAUAUAUGGCCCUCAUGAAGGGGAGAAAAUGGCGCAAGGAGCUUACUUGGAUGAGAGAAAAGCUGUUAUUGCCUCAAAACAGGGUGUUGAAACUGUGCAAGGAAAAGAGGUCCAAAAUAAUGAAGUGAAGCUGGAUGCAGAAAAGCAGGCAAAUACAAGUCAAUGGGCAAAAUCCCCCCCAGGUGAAACAAUGGCAGUGCAAAUUGCAGAGUUGGCAAGAUCUGUUAGUGUAGAUCAACCGGUGGCAAGACAGGAUGUGGUAGUAGCUAAGAAAUACAGCUCUAAAAAAUCUACAGGCUCAAAAACUUCUCAAGAAGAGCCCAGCUUUAUUCAACAAGCAGGACUACUUCCAUCUAGUAUGGACGUAACGAGUGACUUGAGUUUUCAGCAGAAAAAGUUGAAUCUAAGCCACAGUGCAACCAAUGAAAGCCAAACAGAUAAAAGUAUUUGGUGUGACGAAUCAAUUGAGAAGUAUGUUCCCUCUAACAGCUGGCUGGCUUGUUUGGACAGUAUAGACACAAACUACAACUAUGAUGUUUGUUUGCCACAAAGGAAACGUCAAAGUGUACUCAGUCUUUCUUCUGAUGAUAUGUCCUCUAGAGAGGAAGGCUCAUCAAUUGAUAAUGCCACAGUGUCUUGUUUUGUCCCUGACUAUGUGCUUCAGAAAAGCACGUAUACUUUCCAGAAAAGUACAGAGGGCCUAGAGAAAGAGAAAAUUAAAAGUGGUGGGUCCCUUAAUGAAGAUGAAGUGGAAGUGGUAGGAAGGGAGCAGAAGAACAGCUUGAAUGACCAAGAGGUCAAAAACUCUUCAACUGUGAAGACUGAAGAGGCUUCCAGGAAAGGUAGAAAGAUGGGAGCCUUUCCUAGAUCUUCUAGUCGGAAAAAAAUGAAUUAUCUCAAGAAAAAAGCAGCUAAGAGUUUGUCAGAAGUUGAGGACUCUGAAGAAUACUCUGUGAGGGGAGAAGAGGAUGAAGAUGGAGAGGAUGAGGAGGAUGACGAUGAUAUGGAUGAAAUUGAAUAUUUCUUUCAAGAAGCCACUCCAUAUGGAAUCUUGACACCUAGUAAAGGAAGCUUCUACCAAAUUGGCCAGAGGGUGCUUUGGAAACCACCUAAAAAUGCUAUACCAGCUCAAUUAAUUAGCUGGCCUGUUCAAGAGAAAAUAAAAACUAAGAGUGGGUUUGCUGAAAACAUUGGUGUAGUUUACGAGCCAAGGGAGAAAGAACAAGAUGAAGUUGUCUACAGUGACUAUGGGUAUUACGGAAGAAAGAGGCUUAUGGCAAGAAGAGGAGGACUUGAACACCAGCGAAUGUUACGGAAAUUCUUGGGAGGUACCAUGGGAAAUCAAAGCAUCAAAUUCUUUGAUGUGGCCAAGCAAAGCCCUUAUUUGUGCAAAGUUGCUAGUGCUAGGGAAGGGAGAAAGAGGAACACUACAGACCAGUUGGGGAAAGUCAAGCUUAAAUUUGCUUUAAGACUAUGCUUUGGAGAAAUAACGCCAGUUGUAUCUUGCUAUUCAGGAUACCCACCUUUGGUUAGACCAAAGAAGAAAAGAAUAGGCAAGCCACCAUCAAAACGCAGAGACACAAGAUGUGAGGUGGAAGAAGUAGAAGCGUGGGAGAUGCCUAAAAGCAGCGCACACAGAGGUUGGUAUAUAGUGACAAGCUACAAAAAUUACUUAAAAGCAUUUUUUCUUUACUGUCUUGGGGAGUCAUGGUUGCCAGUUUGAACUGCAAGAAUAUUGGGUAGCUUGUGAAAUAAUAGCAAAUGCUAUGUGUGGAGACAAGGUGAGGAAAAAAGCAAGCUAAACUUUGAAAACUUACCUUGCUAUGAAUACUGCUGUAGUGUUGACCAGGUUUGGCUCCUUUCCUUUAUUUAAGGGAAAGGAGAUUAAAAAAAACCCCGAAACCAAAAAUGCCACCAGACCCCACUAUUUUAGUCUAGUUGCUCUUCAAACUGCUCUACUAAUUUUUUCUUUUUAAAUGUUGGGUCCUGUGUCAUUUUGCAGUAUAUCCUUUUCUUUAAGCUACAGGUCUGUCUCAGCCAAAAUAUUGUGCUCUGAUACAACACAGAUGUGUAUAGGUAUUUCUUAAGAACUUCAACUUUAUGAAGUAGGAAUUUCUUGCUACUUUGGAGGAAGAAGGGAGAAACAAUGGAGGAGAAAAUAACAUUAAGUAGGUUCAAUAACAAAUACACUUCUGCGCAUUUGUGGGAGAAUCUGAAAAGGUUAUAAAUUGAAAAGGGUCAGUACAUACAAGAAGUUGUAAAAGAUCAGUUCCUUCUGGAAAAGAACAGUGUUGCAUAGUAAAGCUAACUUGAAUAUGCAGUCAGGAAAUACAUGAGUUAAAGACCCUCUGUUUCUCAUAUGUUAAACAGAGGAUUAUGAUUCCAUGCAUUUGCAAUGUCUGAAACAGAAACUUAGACUGAAGCAUCUUAUUAGUCAAAAUCGGCAUCAGUCUUGAAGUUGGACUAUUUAAACAUCAGUGUGAAACCUUUAAUUGCUGAUCCUUUCUAGUAAUAGCAUCUAGGAAACUUGCCUUAUCCCAAACUACUUACAUUCUUGUAAUAGUUAGUGUUUCUUGGAUGCAUUCAACGAUGUAAUUACAAGAGCACAGAAAAUAUGCCAAGACUUUGAUAUGGAACUUUUGUCUAUCUGCUAUAUUGGGGUAUUCUGAAGUCCAACACCAUUCUUGCAGAAUUUAUCCUUGCUGGGAAGUUGAGUACAUAGUUCUAGUAUUAAUCAUCAAUGUCAUCUCCUGCAAUAGGAAAAGGCAGUCACUGAUGUCUAGUCUUUAGAAGCAAAUUCAUACAUUAUUUGGAGGGAGAAUGCAUAACUUAAUCUCCUUUUUUUUUUUUUCUUUAGGGCACGGAACAAGGAAGUCCCUCUAUAAGAAAAGAUAACUGCAAAUCGUGGGGCAAAAGGGGGGGAUGGGACAGGAUGACGGGUAUCAGAGGUUUGUGUAAAUCCAAAACUCAGUUGUUGUUCUCUUGUAUAUUUUGUAAGUUGCUGUGCACUCUUCAAGGGUAAGAAGUAGCACUGUAAAGACUGAGGACACUAUUAAAAUGGAAUUAAGUAUUUAACACUGAAGUCACCUUUUUACAACUAGGACAUCCACUAUUUAAAUAAUAAAUUUAAUAGAGUUGCACUUUGAGACUUGUAUUCCGUCUAUACAUGGAAGCAAAAAAGCUUAUGGCAGGGAUGUAUGGGCAUCAAUACCAUCACAGCAUACCAUUUACUGCUGCCCUGUUCUUGGGCUCUGCAGGAUUGUGAAGCCUGUCAAUGUCAUCUCAUAGACAGUUUGUCUAUAUGAUGUGGAUGUAGAUACAAGAUUCUCUUCCAUCAGCUGGAUUUUUGGCUGGAUUUGGUUUUGUCAAAGUGUAAAGGAAUAUAGUUAAAGCUGUACCAAGUCAACUACUGACUUGAAAUUUCAAGGCGGUUCCUCAGAUCUUACUCUUUAAAUGCAUGAUUGAGGACUAACACUAAAGCACUGCAUUGAUGUGAUACUUCCCCCUCCUCCCUUCUUUUUCCAUGGAGACUUUUGAGUCCUCUAUGGAGUCUCUGAGCUGGAAAGAUGGACUUCAAAGGUGAAACAGAAGUUUUUUUACAACAGUGGUGUGCCCUGUUCUCUGACUUCUUACUGGUGACAGUAAGUCAGUUGAUACUGUCCUUGACAACUCACUACAGAAAGGUAUCUUUGUAGAACUAAGAUGAUAAAACUAGUUCUCUGGUGAGCUCUCUCAUGAAUUAUAGAAAUAGACUGAUCUAGAUGAGGUGGAUAGCUCAAAAAUGUGUGAUCUUUUUCAUGUCUGUGAAAGCUUAGCAUCACUAUGAGAAGAAUAAAUGUGAUACUGCCAUUCUUGGAUGAUUCCCAAAUAAAGCGAUGGUGUGAGUGAAAAACAUAGGGAAACUAUAAAAAAUUUUCUUUAUUAAAGGGCAGGAAGGAAUGGACAGAUGAGACUUGUCUUCUGCCUCCUUUCCCAAAGUUCUUAUUCUGUCUGUACCCUAGAGUAACCUACAUGGAAAAAAGUAGCAUUGCCUGUGACUGUGUUAAAGUCUUGUGCCUAUUACUAGUUUCACCUGUAACUAAGGUUAUGCUGUUUUCCCCUCAGCGAGGAGUAUUGAUGUUUCCCUACCCAACUGAUCCUUGAUCUUUCUAUUCUUUUUAAUAGCACUUGUGUACUUGUUAAAGAGCUACUGUAAUUACAGCCUAUACUGGAAGCUGAUAGGGGAAAGGAUCCACUUUAAUACUGUGAUGCCAAGUUUUUAUUUCCUCUCUACCCUAAGCACUGCAAGAAAAUGAGGAAUACAAAUUCUUACUUGGCUUUUGUGCUGCACAAAACCUCUGUUGCACCAGAAAAAGAAUAAAAGGAGGGAGGGAAUUACUUCAAGCAUGGAGCUUUUUAAUCCUCUGGAAAAUACAGGACUGCUGCUCUUGGAUAUCUAAUACAGCAAUGUGCUGCUCUUAGAGAGGGAUGGACUUUAUUCUGAUGGGGAGAAUGAGUGGUAGCAUCUCUUCAACCCGAAUACUGUAAGUGAUGACCUAAAGGUAAUCCUCAGCCAUAAUUGAGACCUCUUAGGUAAGAAUUGACUACUUUUUCACUUUUUCCCUGAACUUGUGUAGCUUUGGGAUUGAAUACUAAGCC
Messenger RNA from Egretta garzetta (little egret), 5399 nucleotides. RefSeq lists its product as uncharacterized. The record is from RefSeq and is a predicted model, not a curated record. Lineage: Eukaryota; Metazoa; Chordata; Aves; Pelecaniformes; Ardeidae. The transcript is spliced from 4 exons. Bases 1 to 2484 code for a protein of 827 amino acids.